AUGAUUCCAAUAGCAAGCCCACUAGCUUCCGAUUCCGUUGAGGAGAUGAUAGCUAGACUAGUAACUGAGCAGGCAGAAAGAGGCACCCUAUCCUCAGGAAUUAAGAAAUGCCAGAAGUGCGUUCUAGAAGGAUCAAAAGGCUUAUUGGUCUUGACAGCAGAUACAACACCCAUGGAUUUAAUCACACAUCUACCUGCACUCUGUGAAGACAGAGGCAUCAAGUACAUUUUUGUCAGAAAGAAGUCUUCCAUUCCAAACAGGUUCACUUGUGUUUUUCUUGAAAUGGAUGGAAGCGACACAUUGAACAGAAUCCUGGAAACGCUUGUGUGA
Messenger RNA from Encephalitozoon romaleae SJ-2008, 330 nucleotides. RefSeq names its product ribosomal protein L7Ae-like protein. The record is from RefSeq and is a predicted model, not a curated record. Bases 1 to 330 code for a protein of 109 amino acids. NCBI's taxonomy places the organism in Eukaryota, Fungi, Microsporidia, Unikaryonidae. The transcript has a single exon.